Folsomia candida is the source of this 2409-nucleotide messenger RNA. RefSeq lists its product as uncharacterized. Gene Ontology annotation, molecular function: zinc ion binding. The record is from RefSeq and is a predicted model, not a curated record. The transcript is spliced from 6 exons. Lineage: Eukaryota; Metazoa; Arthropoda; Collembola; Entomobryomorpha; Isotomidae. The coding region runs from base 187 to 1800 and encodes 537 amino acids.
UGAUGCGGCCAGUAUCUCAGCCAACCCAGCUCCAUGGACGAUUCGAUUUCAACCCGGCAGGCAAGCAAGCAGGAUUCUCCAUUCAUUCUUUGUCUGCAGUGAGUCGAGUUCUGUCCUGUCCUGGUUCGGAUGAAUUCUUGAGUCCCACACAAGCAAUUGUAGUGUGUGGAUGAUUUUUGAAUGUGAAUGGGGCAGACGUCAUCCACCGCCUGUAUGAGUUCAACAACUGUAUCAUCUUCUUCCUCUUCUGACCCUGAUUCUGGUGACGAUUCCCCGCAGUCUUCUGUCCCGUCAUCCUCUCGACCUGUAGUCCGCUCUCAUAGAAGAUCGCUGCGUACAAUUCAAUCCGACAAUUCGGAAACUUCUGACGACAACUCGGGCGACUCUUCACCUCAUCGAAUCUCAUUCUCUUCUGACGAAGAGUCUAACGUAGAGGGAGGCCAGCAGUUGCCUGUUCCAAGGUCACUUUCAGGGAGUCAUACUCUGUCGUCUUCGUCAUCAUCAUUAAGCAGUUCUGACUCAGAUAACGACUUCUCCGUAACCAUGCCAUCAAGCACUGUGGACGACGGAGCAAACAGCCAACAAAGGACAGGGCGCGUCCGACGAGCUCCGCGUCGACUUGUAUCUGCUGCUUCAGAUGAGGGUGUGUUUGAACCACCAACCGUCAAUCUACAGAGACCACCAGCAACUGCGAUCCGGGUUCGAGGUAGACCUCGAGGAAGGCGUCCAACCGCUCCAAGGGCAAUAAUUGCCGUGCAACGAACUCCGUCUCCACGACUCGCCCCGAGUGCUGCAGCUACGGUCACCACUACUAUGGCAAGUUCUGCUCCAAUUCCUGCUAAUCCUGUCAACAAUGGCAUAGGGAUGAUGCAAAGGUUGUUAUCUGUUGCAUCGUCCGUCAUCAAUCAACAAGCUGCUGCUGCGGCUGUACGUGCUAUUCCGUCAACUGGUCCGGCUGUGAAUGUAGUCGCACCCCCAGACCCACCAAUAACUGCUACUACUUCUUCUACAGCAGCAGCAGUAGGAAAUGUUAACGCGGCUGUAUCAUAUUUCGAAUGUGUCGUGUGCCUUGAAAAUUUGGACUCGCCAGCGACAAUCUUGGAACCACUCCCAAGAACGGCGGUUUCAAACCAAGAGCUUGUCAUCCAUAUUCAAAAUCUUGGUAUUAUACCGAACUCUGCUGCUGGUGCUAGUGGGGGUGGUCCAGUUCAAGUUCAGGUGCAAUCUCCUCCUACCGUCCGACGAAGAACUGCUGCUGAAAAACGAGAGACUGCUCUGGCUGAGGUUGAUCCACGUGAGAUUUGUGCUACAAAUUGCGGUCACAUGUAUCACAAGUACUGUAUUCAAAAGUGGUUUAAUGAACAGGGUCGCAAAACGUGUCCUAGUUGCCGAAAGAAUGUGGGCACCAAGAUGAUUCGAUUAUUCCCAAAUGUUGCACAAGAUGCUCCAGGCCAAAUGGCAUCGCGAACAGGACUCGGUGACGCAGAUGUUGCGACUACUAGUACAACGGAUGGGAGCGGAGGUGUGGUCGUUGGUGCGCCAAGACGAAUGCCUAGGUCUGGUUGCGGAAAUGCAGCUUGUGCGGAUCUUGUCACGAUCCAUGGAACGUUGGUGUCUGACUACAACGCGUUGCGCGAACUCUACAAUACAGCCAAAGAUGAUUUGGAGGUUCGCAAAGCUGAGAUUGCAAGUCUUCAGGAUGGGUAUGAUAACCGGGGCCGGGAGUUGGACGAUCUCAGGAAUUCUGGUGCUGCUGCUGCUAACAAUGAACAUGCAUCAAAACGUCCUCGUCGUCGCUAAACUUUAAUUAAUCUCUAUUUACUCAUUUAUUCACUCUUUGUUCAUUUUGGUUAAUAUUAUAUUCAAAUGUGGCAGCAAAUGGAUUUGUGGCAUUGGUUUUAUUUUUACGAACACCUCUGCUGAAUCUAUUACUAAAGUAUUCCUUCAUUUAUCUUUUUUGCCUUAAUUCAGGUAUAUCUACUUUUAGUAUUACUUUUGUCCAUAACAUAUAAUUAUAUAACUUGCAAAAAUGUUGUUUAAUUCAUUGGAGUAUAAAUUGAAUUAUAUCUCUUAGUUUAUACGUAAGUACUAUUUAUUAUUACUACAUGCUAACUUUUACAUUUUUUCAAAUAACUUCUUAAAAAUGAUUACUCUAUUUAAUCUUUUGAACUGUAAAUGUGCCAUUUUUGAAGUUAGGACUGUUACUUGGAAGAAGAAAAGUUGAUUGAUUCUGUGUAUUACAAUAUUAAUUUAUACUUUUGGUGAUAAAAAGGGUGCAAAAUAUGACUCUGUUGAUGCGUGUACGUUCAGAUAUGUAUACUCAUGUGACGUCUAUCACCUACCACAAUAUUUACAUUACAUUCUGAUGUCAAGACUGAUGAUGAAACAAAUAAACGCUUAUUAAAAAUA